GAUGUAGGAACCUUACAACAUGUUAAAACAAUACCGGCUUUAAAUUUCAGGAAAAACUUAUCAGCAUUUGCAUACUGUUGUGUCAGUUAUAACCGCUAGGUGGCAGCAAACAGCACAGAUCCAGGGAGGAGCAGCUCUCUAAUUGUUCCACGUUUUACUGCAGUUAGAGACUUUUUCUGUUUGAAUAUAAGAGUUUAAAGUUGUUCAAUAUAAAUUCACCUCCGAAUGAAGUGAAUUUAAAGUGAGAUCACUUUCUUCUGCUUCUCUACAUGUGAGUGAGAGCUGCAACAGGUGCGUUAUUGGCACGUAAAAAUGCCCAAAUGACGCAUCAACAUUUGUUAAUUGUCCACAGAGAAAUGCGUGUGUUUUCUUGUAACGUCUUUGUUGAGGAACGUGAAGUAAACGACACACACAAGGAACCCAAAACCUUCCCAUCCAAUCACAGCCCCGCUCCCCUCCUGCACGGGGCACGUUUCGCCUCGGAUGCCUCCUGCCCAGCGGAGAGGUGGUCUUUGUAUGACUGAGCUGAACAAGGGCUCCUGCUCCUGAGUCUGCAGAUCCAGCAGACAACAGGCGCUGCUGCAGCUGCCGGGACUCCACGGCUCCUGCUCCCACAGAGGAAACCAGAGAGGAAUCUCUUAACUUCACUUUCUUUGGCUGAUGUUGGAGACCUCUCGGAGCACUUUUCAGUCCAGUGUGGAAGCCUGAUGUCUCUGCCGUCGGCUCGAGAUUCACCCUGAACAAAACUACAAAACUCUGCCUGAGAAGAAAAGUUAGAAAUGGGCUCCAGGUUGCUGUGUCUGUCCCUCGCGCUGUCAGUGGCGCUCUGCGCCGCGCAGGACGCAGCCAGCGGCGCCGCGACGGAAGAAGACAUCCCGGAGGGUGCAUCCACCCUGGCGUUCGUUUUCGAUGUGACCGGCUCCAUGUACGACGACCUUGUCCAGGUCAUCGAGGGUGCGUCCAAGAUCCUGGAGACCUCGCUGAGCAGACCGCAGAGACCCCUGUACAACUUCGCCCUGGUGCCUUUCCACGACCCAGAGAUUGGACCGGUCACAAUCACAACAGACCCGAAGAAGUUCCAGUAUGAGCUGCGGGAGCUGUACGUUCAGGGAGGCGGGGACUGUCCGGAGAUGAGUAUCGGUGCCAUCAAGAUCGCUUUGGAGAUCUCCUUGCCGGGGUCCUACAUUUACGUCUUCACAGAUGCCCGUUCUAAAGAUUACAAACUGACGCAUGAAGUCCUGCAGCUCAUUCAGCAGAAACAGUCGCAGGUGGUGUUUGUGCUGACGGGGGACUGUGAUGAUAGGAGUCACAUUGGCUACAAGGCUUACGAGGAGAUCGCCUCCACCAGCUCUGGGCAGGUCUUCCAUCUGGACAAGAAACAAGUCAAUGAGAUCCUUAAAUGGGUGGAGGAGGCUGUACAGUCGUCUAAAGUCCACCUGUUGUCCACUGAUCACUUCAGUGGGGUCAGCAACACGUGGCAGAUGCCCUUUGACCCCAGCCUCAAGCAAAUCACAGUGGCCCUGAGUGGCCCCGCACCUGACAUCGAAAUAAAAAACCCAGAGGGGAAUGUUGUGGGGAAGAAUGACGGCCUGACAGAGCUCCUGCACAUUCCCAACUCGGCCAGAGUUGUCAGCAUCAAGGACCCGCAGCCGGGCACGUGGUCUAUCAAGGUCUCCAGCGAAGGAAGACACUCUGUCCGUAUCUCAGGUCUCAGCACUAUUGACUUCAGAGCCGGGUUUUCCAAAAAGCCCACCCUGGAUUUCAAAAAGACGUUGAGUCGGCCAGUUCAAGGUAUUCCCACCCACAUCCUGCUGAACACCACUGGACUGUCCCCUCCCGCUCGGGCGGACAGGCUGGAGCUCCUGUCAAUCACGGGUGAAGUCAUUAAAACAUUGCCGAUCCGCUUCUACCCUGAUCGCCAGCCGCAAGGCAUGUGGAACAUCACAGAGUUCGUUCCGCCAAACACAGCCUUCUUCCUGCGGGUGACUGGAUACGACCAGGAUGGUUACGUGUUCCAAAGAGUGUCCAGCGUUUCUUACUCCAGUAUCAUACCUGGUGCCCCUAAGGUGCUGAUGCCAGCUACAACCCAUGGCUACUACCUCCAGAGAGGGGCUGUUAGAUGCCAGGUAGAGAGUCUGAUCCCCUUCACCCUGCGCUUUAGUCGGGAUGGAAGACGACUCGGGACGGACCAACUCCUCAGUGAGUCUGGAAGUGCAUCUUGGGAGAUAGCCCAGGUUACUCUGAAGGACGAGGGUGACUAUGAGUGUAUUGCUAUCAGCAGUGCAGGGACGGGACGAGCUCGCACCUUCCUGGAUGUUUCAGAGCCGCCUCCGGCCAUCACCGUCGAGGGGAACGUCACCGCCAGCCCGGGCUCCCGCGCGGUCCUCACCUGCCAAGUGGCCAGCACCGUCAACUUCAACCUCACCUGGCUAAGAGGGGGUCACGAUGCCCGUCUGGACCCGCGGGUGCGAGUCCUGGGCAACCUCUCGCUGCAGGUGUCCGCUGUGACUCCGGAUAAUUCAGGCUGGUACGAGUGCGUCGCCAUCAACGAGGGAGGGGCGACUGCAGAGCGGGUCUACCUGAGCGUGCAAGAGGUGCCCAGGGUUUCAGUAAAGCCUCGGGAUCAAACCUUUACAACAGGAGAAGAAGUGAGGAUCAGGUGCUCGGCCAGCGGUUACCCCCCGCCCCGUCUGCUCUGGACACACAACGACAUGUUCAUCAUGGCCUCCAGCAGACACAGGUUGACUCCCGAUGGCACACUGGUUGUGAGAAACAUGGAGAAGAAGGAUGGAGGCGUGUACGGAUGUUUGGCGAGUAACCUGGCGGGGACGGACACAAUGACCUCCGACCUUACUUACAUCGAACCUCCUGUGGUGACUGUGGCGUUAAGUGAGAUUCUUAUUGGCAUCGGAGAAACCAUGGUUAUGGCCUGUUCAGCAUCUGGAGUCCCUCAGCCUGAGAUCCUAUGGUACAAAGGUGAUGUCCAACUGCAUUCAUCAUCCCUCUGGGACGUGGACACACUCGGUGGGACGCUGACCAUCAAGGAGACCCAGAUGGUCGAUGCUGGAGAUUACAGCUGCGUGGCCGUCAAUGCAGCCGGCACUUCUUCAGGCGAGAUCUCUCUGGAUGUUGGAGCUGCUCCCAAGUUCACCCGAGAGCCGUCAGAUGUGGCGGCAGACAUCGGCUCCAGCGUGACCCUGCUGUGCCACGUCCAAGGUUACCCCGAACCACAGGUCACCUGGCGCAGAGAGGACAGACUGCCCCUUUUCAACCUGUCCCGCACACAUGGCACCGUCACACAGAGCAGGGGAGGCCUACAUAUCACCAGCCUGUGGGUGGAGGAUGAGACGGUUUAUAUCUGUGAGGCCCAAAACCACUUUGGCAGGAUCCAGGCGGAGGCCAGUGUCACUGUGACUGGACUGGUCUUGCCUGUCAUCGCUUUGAGUCCGGCUGUGCUCAGUGUGAUCGAGGACCAGCAGCUGACUCUACCCUGUGUGCUACUGGCUGGCAACCCGCUACCUGAGAGGCAGUGGCUACACAACUACGGCCUGGUAACAUCAGACCAGUAUGUGACGGUGAGGAGGGACGGCAGUCUGCAUAUUGAGAGGAUCCGGCUGGACGAUGCCGGUGACUACACCUGCUUAGCAGAGAACGUCGUUGGAGCUGCCAACGAAACCACCACUGUCAACGUAUAUGUGAUUCCUACCAUUCAACAUGGGCCUCAAGUGUUCAGCACGAUUGAGGGGAAUCCCCUCUCACUGCCCUGCCGUGCCGGUGGAGUACCCAACCCAGAAAUCACCUGGGCCAAGGGUGGGAAGCUGCUGUACUUGGGUGGUCCUGCCUUCUCCCUGGAUUCUGACGGCAGCCUUCUCAUCGCUUCCCCUUCUGGAAAUGAGACCGGAGAAUUCAUCUGCGCAGCCACCAACGCAGCCGGCUCCGCCUCCAGGAAGGUCCAGCUCACUGUCUACGUCCGUCCAAGGACCAACGUCGAUGGUGCUGGAGUCUCAGCAGAGCCGAUGAAGAUGUCGGUGAUCGAGGGUGAAGAUGUUGUAUUGCCAUGUGAGGUCCACAGCGUCCCGCCUCCCACCAUCAGCUGGGCCAAGGAGAGGCAGCUCAUCUCUCCUUUCUCUCCCAGGCACACUCAGCUUCCCUCAGGUUCUAUGAAGAUCUUGGAGAGCAGGGUGUCAGACAGUGGACUGUAUGUGUGUGUUGCCUCCAACAUCGCUGGAAACCUCACACAAUCCGUUUCACUGAGUGUUUUGGUGCCCCCUAGCAUACAGGCCGGCCCGAGGGUCAUAAAGGUCCAGCUGGCUCACCCUGUGGAACUGCCCUGUGUGGUGCGAGGAGUUCCCGAGCCCACUCUGACCUGGACUAUGGGCGGUCAAGGUUAUCCAGUGUCCCACGAUGGCAGCCUGGCACUGAGACAUGUGGGACUGGAGGACGAAGGAACGUACACAUGCACAGCCACCAACGCCGCAGGCAGAGACCGAGCUCGAGUUCAGCUUCUUGUGCAAGUGCCCCCUGUGGUCGAGGUACUGGAGCCACCCUUCAAUAGUCCCCUGCAGGAGAGAGUGGCAAACCAGCGAAUCGCCUUCCCCUGUCCUGCAAAAGGUCUUCCCAAACCAGUGAUCCGCUGGUUGCGUAACGGCCAGGAACUGACUGGGAACGAGCCCGGCGUGUCCAUCCUGGAGGACGGCACUCUGCUGAUUAUAUCCUCUGUGUCCCCGCUGGACAACGGCGAGUAUGUCUGUGCUGCUGUCAACGAUGCUGGAUCCACCGAGAGGAAAUACCAGCUCAAAGUCAACGUGCCCCCGGAUUUUCUUGAAAACGAAACGCCAGGCAACAAGUCGGUGGUCCUGAACCAGCCGACCAGCUUGUUGUGUGACGUCAGAGGAAGUCCGACCCCUGUAGUCACCUGGUACAAGGAUGGGACUAUUGUGCGGGCUAGUAGCUCCAUCCAGCUUCUUGAUAUGGGGAAAACCCUGAGACUACUGAACGCAGCCACAGGGGACGCAGGCGGCUACAGCUGUAUAGCCAUCAAUAUCGCUGGCAGCAAAGAGAAAGACUUCUUCCUGGAUGUACUGGUCCCACCGACCAUUGCAGGUUCUCCUGGAGAUGUGUCAGCCAUUAUCAAACAGGAGAUCAGUCUUGAGUGCAAGGUGCAGGGAGUGCCCCUACCCACAAUCCAGUGGUACAAGGACAGGAAACUGGUGUUUCUUGGUGAUCCGAAUCUGGAGGUCACCAACAGAGGUCAGGUUCUGAGGAUAAAAAGUGCCCGUCUCGGGGACCAGGCCCGGUACCAGUGUAGUGUCAUGAAUACGGCCGGGAAACAGUCCAAGGACUUCAACCUCAGUGUCUAUGUGCCCCCCACCAUCAAAGGAGGUAACUCAACCACAGACGUCACUGCCCUGCUGGCCAUGGUGGUGACACUGGAGUGUGAAGCCCGCGGGGUGCCCCUCCCCGUCAUCACCUGGUACCGAAACGGAGAGGCCAUCAUGUCCAACCGCCAAACUCAGUAUGUCGAGCGAGGCCACUACCUGAAGAUCCCUCGAGCACAGGCGUCCGACGCUGGUCUAUACACCUGCAAGGUGACCAGUGUGGCUGGGAGUGCUGAGAAGGCCUAUGAGCUGGAUGUUUACUUGCCUCCUACCAUAGCAGGCGGAGGUGACGGGCCCACUGAGAAGACAGUAAUCCUGAGCAAGUCUCUGAUUCUGGACUGUGAGGCUGGGGGACACCCUCCGCCCUCUCUCACCUGGCUGAAGGAUGGAGUUCCUGUGCACGAUGGUGAAAGCGUCCGCCUGCUUGAGCAGGGGAAGAAAUUAGAAAUCCUCUCUGCCACAGUCUCCAAUUCGGGGCGCUACGUGUGCGUGGCCACGAGCAUCGCUGGGGAAAAGGAGGUCAAAUACGACGUCCGAGUUUUAGUUCCUCCCUUCCUAGACGGAGCUGAUGAUGUGACAGACAGCACGGUGAUACUCAACAGCCCUUUGGAGCUGGAGUGUGAAGCCACAGGAACGCCUCCACCCGUCAUCACGUGGUAUAAGGACGGGAAACCAGUCAGACAGAGGGACGGCCUGCGGGUGGCUACCAGCGGCCGGCGGCUGAUAGUGUCCCGAGCUCAGGUCUCUGACACCGCUCGUUUUCAGUGUGUGGCCACGAAUGCAGCAGGGGAACAUGAGCGGGACUUCAAUGUGGUCGUACACGUUCCUCCAUCCAUCCGCACUACUGGGCCUGCAGAACGUUCGGUGGUUCUCCACAAGCCCGUCAGUCUGGAGUGCAUCUCCAGUGGCAUCCCUCCUCCAAGCAUUACCUGGAUUAAAGAUGGACGACCUGUCGACACAACACAGGAGCACCUAAAGCUUGAGUCUGCAGGCAGGAUACUGAAGGUCACAGAGGCAAGACUGGAGGAUUCUGGGAGAUACACCUGCCUGGCCACCAAUGCAGCUGGUGAAGCCCAACAGCACAUUCGGCUCAGUGUUCAUGAGGCUCCCUCUAUCCCUUACUCUGGUGAGAUCAUCAACCAAACCAUCGUGUCAGGCUUCCCCACUGAGCUCGAGUGCAAGGCCACAGGCAGCCCAUUACCUGCUAUCACUUGGUACAAAGACGGUCGACCUCUGACCCCUGCCGCUGGGGUGACCAUGCUGAAGCGUGGUCAGCUGCUGGAGAUUGAACGGGCUCAGCUGUCUGAUGCUGGGACAUACAGAUGUGUAGCGGUCAACCUGGCUGGAGUUGCUGAGAUAUUGCACAACCUGCAGGUGUUUGUUCCUCCGGUGAUCUCUAGCCGGGGUGGUACAGUGACGGUAGUGGUGAAUGAAGCUGCCAGGCUGCAGUGUGAGGCCACUGGUGUUCCUGUGCCCAGCCUCACAUGGCUCAAAGAUGGCAGCCCCGUGGCAAGUGUAUCACAUGGCAUACAGGUGCUGUCUGGUGGCAGAGUCCUGUCACUGAGCAGUGCCCAGGUCAGUGAUACAGGCAGAUACACAUGUGUGGCCGUCAAUGCUGGAGGAGAACAAAGCAGAGAGUACGAAUUACGUGUUUAUGUGCCACCGAACAUCAAGGGCGAGGAGGUGAAUGCCACGGUGAUGCUCGGGCGUCCGGUGGAGCUGCAGUGCCAGAGCGACGCCAUCCCACCACCGACUCUCUCCUGGCGCAAGGAUGGCCGCCCGCUGUUCAGGAAACCUGGACUGACGGUUUUGUCGGAUGGAAGUUUGCUCAAGGUGGAUAGUGCCCAGGUGCAGGAUUCAGGCAGGUAUACCUGUGAAGCCACCAAUGUUGCUGGAAAGACAGAGAAGAACUAUAACCUUAAUGUUUGGGUUUCUCCCAGUAUCCGCGGCUCAGAGGAGGUGUCACAUCUCACUGUGGUUGAAGGAAGUCUCAUCACUCUGGUGUGUGAGUCCAGCGGCAUCCCACCUCCGAGUCUCACCUGGAGGAAAGAUGGUUCUGAGCUCAAGUCAGAUCAGCGGCUCAGAGUUUUGUCUGGAGGUCGUCAGCUGUACAUCUCCAGUGCUGAGAGGACGGAUGCAGCCUCCUACACCUGCACGGCCUCCAGUGCAGCCGGCACCACGUCCAAGGAGUACAGUCUGCAGGUUUAUGUCCGCCCAGCCAUCACACCCAGUGACAGCGAUGAUGUCACUGUGACAAAGGGAGGGGAUGUGACUUUGCAAUGUGCCGCGGAGGGCGUGCCACGACCAGCAGUCACGUGGCUGAAAGACGGGCGGCCUAUCACAGGCCAGCAUGGGGCAAAGGUCCUGAAUGAAGGACGGCUGCUGCAGAUCAAAGACGCUAAGGUGUCGGACACGGGACGCUACACCUGCAUAGCUGUGAAUGUGGCAGGGCAGGCUGACAGCAAGUAUGACAUCAGUGUUCAUGUCCCACCAAGUAUAAUCGGUCAGGUGCAGUUCCCAGAGAAUGUGACAGUCGUUGUGAAGAACCCAGUUGCUCUGAGCUGCGAGGCCGCUGGGAUCCCUCUCCCUGCCAUUACCUGGCUAAAGGAUGGUCGGCCGAUCAAAGCUACCAGCUCAGUGCGCAUACUUUCAGGAGGACGAAGCCUGCGUCUCAUGCAUGCUGCAGUGGAGGAUGCUGGGAGAUACACCUGCAUCGUGUCCAACAGUGCCGGGGAGGAGAGGAAGAACUUUGACAUAGACAUACUUGUUCCGCCGAGCAUCGUGAAUGAGGGAAGUGUGGUGGAUACAAAAGUCAAGGAGAAGCACAACAUCACUCUCACCUGUGAGGCAUCAGGUAAUCCUGUACCAGAGAUCAAAUGGCUGAAGGACGGACAGACUCUGGUGCCUGACGGACGCCACCAAGUUUCAUCUCACGGCCGAUUCCUCCAAAUCUCCGGGGCCCAAGUUUCAGACACCGGGAGGUACAGCUGCCUGGCAUCGAACAGCGCAGGAGAUCGAAGCCGGCAUUUCCACCUCAAUGUCCUGGUUUCACCCACCAUUGCCGGGUUGCGUCCGGAUGGUUCCACGGAGGAGGUGACGGUGACUUUGAGCAGCCCCACCUCCCUCGUGUGUGAAGUCCAGUCCUACCCAGCCGCUCUCAUCACCUGGCUCAAAGACGGCACGCUGUUCGAGUCCAGUCGCAACGUUCGAGUGCUUCCAGGUGGGCGAACUCUGCAGAUUCUUAAUGCUAAAGAAGAGGAUGCUGGGAGAUACACCUGUGUGGCCACUAAUGAGGCUGGAGAGACGCUGAAGCACUAUGAGGUCAAAGUCUAUGUUCCCCCACAGAUCAACAAAAAUGAUAUCCCAGGGGAAGGACUGACCCCUAAAGAGGUCAAGAUAAAGGUCAACAGCACGUUGACCCUGGAGUGUGCAGCUGAGGCCUUCCCUGCGCCAGCACUGCAGUGGUACAAAGACGGACAGAUCUUGCGGCCGGACCAGCAUGUGUCCAUUACAGCCAACGGUCGUAUUGUUCAGAUCAAACACGCUCAGGUGUCGGACACCGGGCGCUACACCUGCGUGGCCACUAACAUCGCUGGAGAAGAUGAGAAGGACUUUGAUGUAAAUAUACAAGUUCCACCCAAUUUCAACCGGCCCAGUGGAGUCGGUGACUCCACGUCUCCCCUGGGCUUUGGAGGGGAUGUUCGGGAUGUGAUACUCAACAAUCCCAUGUCUCUGUACUGUGAGACCAAUGCCGUCCCUCCUCCCACUCUGACCUGGUACAAAGAUGGACACCUGUUGACCUCGGGUGAGAAAGUUCUGAUCCUGCCAGGCGGCCGAGUGUUACAGAUUCCCAGGGCCCAGGCGGAAGAUACAGGCAGAUACACGUGUGUGGCUGUGAACGAAGCAGGAGAAGAUUCCAUUCAGUACGAUGUUAGAGUAUUAUUGCCUCCGUCCAUACGUGGAGCAGACAGCGACUUGCCCGAUGAGGUCACAGUCCUGGUCAACAAAACCACCCAACUGGAGUGUUACGUGGAUGGAAACCCCGCCCCCAAGAUCACCUGGCUUAAGGACAACCAGCCAAUCAGCUCUGAUAGUUCCCACAGGAUCUUAUCCAAUGGGAGAACACUUCAGGUGUUUGCUGUUCAGGUAUCAGACACAGGACGAUACGUGUGUGUGGCUGAUAAUGUGGCUGGAAGUGCAGAAAAGUCCUUUAACCUCAAUGUUCAUGUGCCUCCCACCAUUAUCGGCCUGAGUCCUGAGAACGUAACUGUGGUGGUGAACAACUUUGUGUCUCUCUCUUGUGAAGCUACUGGUUUCCCACCUCCCACACUGAGCUGGAUGAAUGAUAGGGGCCCCAUUCAAGGCAACACCAAUGCACUCAUCAUGCCAGGUGGUCGUACGCUGCAGAUUCUGAAAGCAAAAGUAUCUGAUGCAGGAAAGUACAGCUGUGUGGCCAUGAACGCAGCAGGAGAGGCUUACAAGACCAUCUAUCUCACUGUGUUCGUUCCUCCCAGUAUCCGCGACAGCAAUGGGGACUCUCCUGUGGUGGUGAACGUGCUUGUGGGGAAAUCUGUCACCCUGGAGUGCGAGUCCAACGCCGUGCCUCCUCCCACCAUCACCUGGUACAAGAACGGCAGGGCGGUGACGGAGUCGGCCAACCUGCGCAUCCUGGCCGAGGGGCAGAUGCUGCAGAUCAAAGGCUCAGAGGUGUCUGAUACUGGACAAUAUGUGUGCAAGGCCACCAAUGUUGCUGGUCAGGUGGACAAGAACUUCCACUUGAAUAUUUAUGUACCUCCCAGUAUCGACGGCCCGGCGGAGGAGAAUGUGUUGGAAACCAUCAGCAACCCAGUCACGUUCACCUGUGAUGCUACUGGUAUCCCUCCUCCCAGCCUCACCUGGAUGAAGAAUGGACGACCCAUAGAGAAUUCAGAGUCACUGGAGAUGCACAUCUUCUCCGGGGGCAGCAAGCUUCAGAUUGCCCGGUCCCAGCUCUCUGACGGUGGCACAUACACGUGUUUGGCCUCUAACGUGGAGGGUAACGCACGCAAGAGCUACCAUCUCACUGUACUAGUCCCUCCCAGCAUCUCUGGAUCAGAGCUGCCCAGCGAGAUGGGAGUUCUGCUCAAUGAAAGCAUCCAGCUGGUCUGUCGAGUUCAGGGAACCCCCCCGCCGACCAUCCAGUGGUUGAAGGAUGGAGAAGUCAUCAGCAAUGAAGCGAGGAAGGGUCUCAGUGCGGACAGCAGCACACUCACUGUGACCAGAGCUCACAACACCGACAGUGGAAAGUACACGUGUGUGGCCACUAACCCUGCAGGAGAGGAGGACAGGAUAUUCAAUCUAAACGUAUAUGUGCCUCCGGUGAUUGACGGUAACAGUAACAAGGUUGAGGAGCUGACCACAGUUCUGGACAGUUCUGUCAACAUCGAGUGUGUGGCCACGGGCUCCCCCCCCCCACAGCUCAACUGGCUGAGGAACGGCCUCCCCCUGCCGGUGUCGUCCCACAUCCGGCUCCUCUCUGCUGGACAGGUGCUCCGGAUAACACGAACCCAAGUGUCUGAUGGUGGCACCUACACCUGCAUUGCCUCAAACAGAGCAGGAGUGGACAACAGACAGUACAGCCUCCAGGUGUAUGUCCCCCCCGGUCUGGACAGGGCAGGCAGCACCGAAGACGUGACCGUAGUCCGAGGAAAUAUGGCUUCUCUGCUGUGUGUCGCUGACGGGACCCCGACCCCCACCGUGUCCUGGAUCAAAGACGGAGCGACUCUGACUACUGACAACCACCUCACGUUCCUCAACCUGAAAACCACUGUGCAGAUCCUCCAGGCCCAGAUCCGCCACACGGGACGCUACACGUGUGUGGCGAACAACACGGCUGGUCAGGCGAGCCGCCACUUUAACCUGAAAGUGCUGGACCCUCCGCAGAUCAAGGGCUCCGGUGUUCCAUCAGAAGUCUCUGUGGUGGUGAACAACGUGCUGGAGCUCCAGUGUCAGGCCUCAGGGAUCCCUACGCCCUCCCUGACCUGGCUGAAGGACGGCCGCCCGCUCCCACAGACAGACAGUCUGCGCCUCCUGCGGGGGGGAGAAGUUCUCCGUGUGGCCUCAGCACAGUUGGAGGACACCGGCAGAUACAGCUGCUUAGCCAACAGUCCAGCAGGAGAUGAUGACAAGGAGUUCCAGGUUCGAGUGCACGUCCCCCCGAACAUCGCGGGGGAGAGCACGCCCCAGAACACGUCAGUGCUGCAGAACAGACAGGUGACCCUCGAGUGCAAAUCUGAUGCCGUUCCACCUCCGACUCUGACCUGGCUCAAGGAUGGCCAACCCCUGCAGGCCUCUGCCCGAGUGCGUAUCCUGUCCAGUGGCCGCUACUUGCAGAUCAACAUGGCAGAGCUGAGCGACAGAGCUCAGUACACCUGUGUUGCGAGUAACGUCGCUGGCAAGACCACACGGCAGUUUAACCUGGCUGUCAAUGUGGCCCCAACUAUCAAGGACGGCCCCCAGACAGUGUCAGUACACAUCACCAAGCCGGCGGUGCUCGAGUGUAUCGUCAGUGGAGUCCCACCCCCUCGUGUGACCUGGAGGAAACAUGGGGCCAUAUUGUCAGGAAACAACCCCAGGUACACGUUUGUGAAGGAUGGGUCAUUACACAUCCACUCCACUCAGGUGACCGACACAGGCCGCUACCUGUGUAUGGCCACAAAUCCGGCCGGGACGCAACGCAAGAGAGUGGAUCUGCAAGUUUAUGUGCCUCCUUCCAUCGCUUACGGGCGCACCAACGUCACGGUCACAGUCAACGUGCAGACCACCCUGUCCUGUGAGGCCAGUGGCAUCCCCAAACCCACGGUCAGCUGGACUAAGAAUGGUCGAGCCAUGAACACCGACCAGAACCAGAAUAUGUACAGAUUACUCUCAUCCGGCUCCCUGGUUGUUAUUGCGCCCACAGUGGAGGACACCGCAGUGUACGAGUGUGUGGUCUCUAAUGAGGCAGGGGAACACUCCAGAUCCAUCAACCUCACUGUGCAUGUUCCUCCGUCAAUAGCAGAUGAGCCCACUGAACUGACUGUGAUCAGACUAUCCCCAGUGGUCAUCGCCUGCACUGCAUCCGGCGUCCCACAGCCCGAGAUUCACUGGAGCAAAGACGGAAUGAAGCUGAAUAAAGAGGGACGAGGAUACAGCGUCCUGCCCUCAGGUCCAGUAGAGAUCACCUCAGCUGAGCUCAGUCAUGCCGGACGCUACUCGUGCACGGCAAAGAAUGCUGCAGGCUCCACCCAACGCCACGUGCAGCUCACAGUGCUAGAGCUCCCAGUGAUCAAGUCCCACCCACCAACCCUGGAUGUUAUCCUCAAUAACCCUGUGACUCUGCCCUGCUGGGCCACAGGCUCACCCAGGCCAACCAUCAACUGGCAGAAGGAGGGUAUCAACAUACCCACCACAGGUGGAAGAUUCACAGUGCUGCCUAAUGGAAGUCUGCAGAUCUCCAAGGCUUCUGUGUCAGACUCUGGUACUUACAUAUGUGUGGCUCAAAACCCGGCGGGCACAGCACUGGGAAAGACCAAACUCAAAGUACAAGUCCCUCCCAGGAUCAGCUCAGAGACCCAGAAGUACCUGGCACCCGUGGACUCCUCUGUGAUGCUGCAGUGCCAGGCCGACGGCUCCCCUCCUCCCUCUGUCACGUGGCACAAAGACGGACAGCCGCUCAGCCAGUCGGUGCGCCAGCGGGUUCUCAGCUCAGGCUCUCUGCAGAUCGCCUUCAUCCAACCCAGUGACACCGGGCGAUACACGUGCACGGCGGCCAACGCAGCGGGAACUGUCAGCCUGGAGAUGAGCCUCACUGUGCAGAUCCCUCCUUCGAUCCGAGGCGGGGAGCUGGAGGUGGCAGUGGUGGAGAACAGUCAGGCCCAGCUGAUGUGUGUGGCGGACGGGGUUCCUCAGCCCAUCCUGUCCUGGGAGAAGGAUGGCAGCGCCCUCAGUGAAACCACAGGGGAGUACACCAUCCUGCCAUCUGGAGAGCUGGUGAUAGACAUUGCUCAGCCUGAUGACGAAGGCUCGUAUACGUGUGUUGCCACUAAUGCAGUCGGGCAGGACAGUCACACGGUCACCCUGUCGGUUCACACCCACCCUGUCUUCACUGAGCUGCUCGGAGACGUGGCCCUCAACAAGGGAGAGCGCCUCCUUCUGGCCUGUGGGGUCAGUGGCGUCCCAGCACCCAGAAUCACAUGGGUGUUCAACAACAACAUCGUCCCAGUUCACUAUGAUCAGAUGAACGGCCACAGUGAGCUGGUGAUAGAGAGAGUGAGUAAAGACGAUUCUGGCACUUAUACCUGCGUGGCAGAAAACAACGUGGGAACCAUCAAGUCUCUGGGAUUCGUGUACGUUAAAGAGCCUCCGAUCCUCGAUGGGGAUCUCCACUCCAACCGGAUCGAACCUCUGGGCGGCAACGCCAUCCUGAACUGUGAGGUCCGGGGAGACCCCCUGCCGACCAUCCAGUGGAGCAAAGGAGGAAUCAACAUCCAGAUCAACAACCGAAUCCGUCAGAUGGGCAACGGCUCUCUGGCCAUCUAUGGCACAGUGGGUGAAGAUGCCGGCAACUACAUGUGUGUGGCAACAAAUGAUGCUGGCGUCGUGGAAAGAGGUGUCACACUAACCUUGCAGAGUGCACCCACCAUCAUCGUGGAGCCAGUUGAGACGGUGGUGGAUGCCGGCACCACGGUCCUGCUCAAGUGCCAGGCAGAGGGUGAGCCUACGCCCAAGAUAGAGUGGUCCCGGCAGGGGCGGCCGCUGCUGGCCAACGACCGCUUCUCCACCCUGUCUAACGGCUCCCUCAGGAUCAGCAGCGCCCAGAAGGAGGACACGUCGGAAUAUGAAUGUGUGGCCAGAAACCUACUUGGGUCUGUGCUGGUCAGGGUCAUACUCACCGUACGAGUUCAUGGGGGCUUCUCAGAGUGGGCAGACUGGGGUCCUUGCAGUGUUUCCUGUGGUGUCGGGGCUCAGAAGAGACAGAGGCAGUGUAACAACCCCCUACCUGCCAAUGGAGGGCGCCACUGUGCCGGACUGGAGACAGAAACACGCGGUUGUCAGGGAAAACCUUGUCCAGUGGAUGGUAACUGGUCAGACUGGUCACUCUGGGAGGAGUGUUCUCGUACGUGCGGUCAGGGCAACAGAACCCGGGUCCGGACCUGCAGUGACCCUCCAGUUCAGCAUGGGGGGAGGCCGUGUGAGGGGAAGGCAGUGGAGGUCAUCAUGUGCAGCGUCAGACCUUGUCCAGUGUCAGGUAACUGGGGCUCUUGGCUUCCUUGGAGCCCGUGCAGUGAGACCUGUGGUAAGGGCAUGCAGUCCCGGAUCAGACUGUGCAACAACCCUCCUCCUGCCUUCGAGGGGCUGCAGUGUGAGGGCACAGACACCCAGACACAAGUGUGCAAGGAGAGGCCUUGUCCUGUGGAUGGGAAGUUUUCGUCCUGGGUGAGCUGGGGAGCCUGCAGUGUUUCCUGUGGAGGCGGAACCAGACAGAGGACACGCCUCUGUGCCAGCCCCGCCCCUCAGCAUGGCGGCCGGCAGUGCGAGGGCAACGACGUGCAUAUUGACUUCUGCAACAGCGACCCGUGUCCCAUCAGUGGUAACUGGGGUCCUUGGAGUAGCUGGGGCGGCUGUAGUAAGACGUGUAAUGGAGGUCAGAUGAGGCGCUACCGAAUGUGUGACAACCCCAGACCUGCCAAUGGUGGGAGAGCAUGUGCAGGGGCAGACACACAGAUACAGAGAUGCAGCACAGCAAACUGCCCCGUGGAUGGCAACUGGGGUUCCUGGCAGCCGUGGGGAGAAUGCUCGGCUUCCUGUGGAGGUGGAGAGAGAACCCGCGUCCGUCUCUGUAACAGCCCGUCUUCUAGCAACAGCGGGCGCCUGUGUUCGGGCGACUCCUCCCAGCUGUCCAAGUGUAACACGCCGGCCUGCCCGGGCGGGCCCCAGACGGCACGAGGGAGCAUCAGAGGGAACAUCAACGAUAUUGAGUUUGGCAUCGCCAUCCUCAACUCCACCAUCACAGACAGCAAGACCGGGGGCAGAAUCAUCAAGGCCACUAUCUCUAACAUCCCAAGGACUUUAGGUCCUGCAAUGAGGAAGCUCAUCUCCAUCCUGAAUCCCGUUUACUGGACUACGGCACAGGAAGUGGGCGGGGCCGUGAACGGCUACACGCUGACAGGAGGCAUCUUCCGGAGAGAGACACAGGUGGAGUUCGCUACAGGUGAGAUCCUGAGGAUGACCCACAUUUCCAGAGGCCUGGACUCGGAUGGAGCGUUGCUAUUGGACAUCGUAGUGAACGGACACAUCUUACAGUUGCCCUCACAUGCUGACAUCAGCAUCAAGGAUUACACAGAGGACUACAUCCAGACCGGCCCGGGGCAGCUGUACGCUCUGUCCACUCGCAUGUUCAGCAUCGACCGGCAGAGCGUGCCCUACUCCUGGAACCACACAAUCUCCUACGACGUGUCCAAGGGCAAGAUGCCUUACCUGGUGGAGAUGCUGCACGCCACGGCCAUUGACGCUCAAUACCACCCUCUGGAGGAGGUGUUGGAGUACAGCAUCCAAGCGGUCAUCACAAAAGGUGAUCGUAGUAACCAGUGUCCUCAGGGAUUCACUUUGGUGACCGCUGGGCCCUACUGUGCAGAUGAGAAUGAGUGUGAGGUCGGGAACCCCUGUUCGCACACCUGCCACAACGCCAUGGGCAGCUACUACUGCUCCUGUCCCCGAGGCCUCACCAUCUCAGCUGAUGGCAGGAGCUGUCAGGAUAUUGACGAGUGUUCACUGGGCGGUAACGUGUGUCACGACGGAGAGGACUGCGAGAACACCAUUGGUUCCUACCGGUGUGUCAUGCGUUGUGGGCGUGGCUUCAGGAGAACAGCCGACGGUCUCAGUUGCACAGAUGUGAACGAGUGUCAGGAGUCUCACCCGUGUAAUCAGCACUGUCUCAACACCAUCGGCAGUUACCGCUGUGCCUGUGAACCGGGAUUUCAACUCAGGAACCGACGCUGCGUUGAUAUAAACGAGUGCAGACAGAGGGUCUGUCGUUCAGAUCAACAGUGUAAGAACACACGCGGGGGUUACACCUGUAUCGACCUGUGUCCCAGCGGUAUGACCAAAGGUGCCAACGGGACGUGUGUAGACAUCGAUGAGUGCAGGGAUGGAACCCACCAGUGCAGAUACAACCAGAUCUGUGAGAACACCAGAGGCAGUUACCACUGCACGUGUCCACGUGGCUACAGAUCUCAGGGAGUGGGACGGGCCUGUGUCGACAUAAAUGAGUGCGAGCGGCUUCCGCAGCCCUGUGCCCACCAGUGUGUCAACACCCCGGGCAGCUACAAGUGCACCUGCCCGCCGGGGCGCCACCUGCUGGGCGAUGGCAAAUCCUGCGCCGGCCUGGAGCGUCUGCCCAGCUAUGAAAGUUACUCGUACGGCUACCGCACGUCUCAGUCGUCCCCCGAGCGCAGCGCCUACCAGCAGCUGUACCACAACCUGGCCUCUCAGAGCUACCACUCCUACGCGGCCGCCUCAAGGGGGCGCUACAGGAGCCGUAGCCGCAGAGAGACUCGUGCACAAUCCGCACGGCUCGGCGCCCUCGCGUGUCAGCAAGGGUUUGAGUCCAGGGGUGGCCGCUGCUUAGACAUCAAUGAGUGCGAGGUGAGGGACGCCUGUCAACACGAGUGUGUGAACACACCUGGGAGCCACAGGUGUAUCUGUCCUACUGGUUACCGCCUCAUGACCAACGGCAAAACCUGUCAAGAUAUCGACGAGUGCCUGGAGCAGAACAUCCAGUGUGGAGCGAACCGAAUGUGCUUCAACAUGAGAGGAAGUUACCAGUGCAUCGACACGCCCUGUCCGCCCAACUACCAGAGGGAUCAGGCCACCGGGUUCUGUCUGAAGAACUGUCCCCCCAACGACCUGGAGUGCACGCUGAGCCCGUACGCGCUGGAGUACAAGCUGCUGUCCCUUCCCUUCGGCAUCGCGGCCAAUCAGGACCUCAUCCGGCUCGUGGCCUACACCCAGGACGGCGUGAUGCACCGCCGGACCACCUUCAUCGUGGUGGACGAGGACGCCUCGCUGCCCUUCGCCCUGCGGGACGAGAACCUGAAGGGGGUUCUGUUCACCACGCGGGCGCUGCGGGAGCCCCACACGUACCGCAUGAAGGUCCGAGCCCUCUCCUACAGCGAAGACGGAGGCAUCGAGUACCAGACGACCUUCAUCGUCUACAUCGCCGUCUCUGCCUACCCCUACUGAGAGCACUUUAAAACCACGCGACACUGAGGCGUGGUGUGAGCGUGUGAGUGGGUGUGGUCGUGGACAAGAAGCUGCAUCAUUGAACAGACUGCAAAGAGACUCAUUGUGAGCAGCACACAGCUCUGAAGACACGAGGAGGUAGAGAGAGGAACCAGCAGCAGGGUGAAGCUCCGUUAACCUCACUUCAGUCUUUUAGAACUGUUCUUCAAAUAAUUCAUAUUUUACCCCCUCCUGAUUUAUUUAUAACACAAACAAGAUUUUGUUUUGCUCCAGGAAGCCAAACCGUCCACGCCGGGCUCAGAGAGAAAGCCUCGGCCACGAUUAGGAAAUCUGUGCUCGUCUCUUAUUUACAUCUACCUAGUAACUUAUUGGGAAAGUGCUUGAACAGGAAACAGUUCCCUUGUUUGUUUAUGCAGUGACGGCCGUUGCUCAUCGUGAAGACGGAGAACUCGAGCGUCACGUGUUCUACAGCCUCAGGUAGCGACCCCUCGUACACCCAGUGCAUCAGUUAGAACCCCCCCCCCCCCCAUCAAUCAGUACACUGAUUAUUACAUCACGAGUCACGCUCCAUCCAGUAGAUACCAAGAUGUAUUUUAUUUUUAUGACUUGUACAUACGUUUUGUUUUUCUCAUAAUGUAUUGCCAUACUGUACUUAAUCUAUCCAUUUUUUUUAUAAAAAAUGUAAUAAAUGAAUAUACA
Messenger RNA from Platichthys flesus (European flounder), 18338 nucleotides. It is a transcript of the gene hmcn1, whose product is annotated as hemicentin 1. NCBI's taxonomy places the organism in Eukaryota, Metazoa, Chordata, Actinopteri, Pleuronectiformes, Pleuronectidae. Bases 780 to 17639 code for a protein of 5619 amino acids. Gene Ontology annotation, molecular function: cell adhesion molecule binding; calcium ion binding. The transcript has 107 exons. The record is from RefSeq and is a predicted model, not a curated record. Gene Ontology annotation, biological process: cell-cell adhesion. Gene Ontology annotation, cellular component: cell-cell junction.